Messenger RNA from Bactrocera dorsalis (oriental fruit fly), 555 nucleotides. RefSeq lists its product as uncharacterized. Lineage: Eukaryota; Metazoa; Arthropoda; Insecta; Diptera; Tephritidae. The coding region runs from base 1 to 555 and encodes 184 amino acids. The transcript has a single exon. The record is from RefSeq and is a predicted model, not a curated record.
AUGGUUUACGGUUUAGUACGCCAACACGUGGAUCUUGGUCUUCGUCGAAAAUUCAUGUGGAACUUCAAGGUUGCAGAUGUUAAUGCAUCAAUUACGAGUAUUGGCAGUGAUUUUAUUCGUCACUAUGACUUGAUCAUCGAUCUAAUACGCAAUAAAUUAAUCGACAACAAGACAAAUCUCGAACCGACAUGUAUUAUUCACAAAGAGUUGAAUAUGCAGAUAAAAGCUUUCGACGUACAGUGUCCAUUCGCAAAGCUAUUCAAGGAAUUUAAGGACCUCACAAAAAUGAAUCUUGAUGGAAAAUCAGUAAAGACUGAGGUCUAUCACGUAAUCGAAACUCAAAGUCAACCCGUUACAGCUCGUGCUCGAAAGCUCGACCACAAACAACUUAAAGCCGCACGCACUGAAUUCGAAUAUCUGAUGCAAAUAGGCGUGUGUCGCCCUUCGAAGAGCAAUUGGGCUAGUCCGCUUCACAUGGUCCACAAUGCAGACGGCAAUUGGCGACCAUGUGGAGAUUACUCUGCGCUCAAUAAAAUAAUAAAAUCACCGUUCUAG